UCCAAGACCCCCAGAGAACUGCCCACGGGGUUGCUUCAACCACUGCCCAUACCUAAAAGACCAUGGUCUCACCUGUCCAUUGACUUUGUCACAGACCUGCCAAACUCCCAUGAAUACACUACCAUUCUGGCAAUCAUUGACUUUUUAUUUAUUUUUUAAAUUCUUCAAAUCAUGUAGACUUGUCUGUCUCAAGGGUUUACCCACUGCCAUGGAGACUGCUAAUGCUUUAUUCCACCAAGACUUUAGGGUCUAAUGGAUUACCAGAGGACAUUGUGUCCGAUCGAGGUCCACAGUUCACAUCACGAGUUUUUGCAGAAGGCCUGCCACAGUUGGACAUUAAUGUGAGUCUCCCCUCUGGUUAUCCCCCUCAGGCCAAUGGUCAGGUGGACCGUCUGAAUCAAGAGAUUGGCAGAUACCUUCGAAGCUAUUGUAGCCUUGAACAGGAGAAAUGGAGCAAAUUCCUGCCCUGGGCCGAAUAUGCACAGAACUCCCUCACCCAUACUUCUACGGGUCUAACCCCCUUCCAAUGCGUGCUGGGCUACCAACCCCCAAUGUUCCUUUGGUCAGGAGAACCUUCUACGGUGCCAGCGGUGGACGAUUGGAUUAGGCGAAGCGAGAGGGUGUGGGACAGUGCACAUGUCCGGUUACAGCGAGCUGUCAGAGAUCAACGUUUCCAGGCUGACCGGUGGAGACGUCCCCAUCCCAACUAUCAGCCGGGACAGAGGGUCUGGUUGUUCACAAGGGAUCUCAAAUUUGCGGCUACCCUGCAGGAAGCUCAGUCCAAGAUGGAGCCCCAGCGUAUAUGGUCAGAGAUCAUGGACUCAAGACGACAAGGGAGCCAGACGCAAUACUUGGUGGACUGGGAGGGUUACGGACCAGAGGAGAGAUCAUGGGUAGCUGCCAAGGACAUAUUGGACCUGUCCCUGAUCCAAGAAUUUCAUCAUGCCCGUCCUGAUCGUCAAGCACCAUGACCAAGGGGAUGUCCCAGCAGAAGAACACCAGGAGUUGUUUGUGGUGGGGGGGUCUUAAACAUCCAAGGUUGUUACCCCUCCUAACAACCACCAGAGGGAGCCCUCUCCCGAAUACUAACUCUGUACUGUUUCUUCAUUGGUUACUUCCUGUCUGUACUAUAUAAAUACCAUGCUGUUUUCACUGUCCGAUUGCCAGCUUACCCUGACUUACCCAGCAUUUUUCCUUUGCCAUUGCUGAUUGUUUGUUUAUGAUCUUUGCCUGAUUCCUGGAUUUUUUUUUUUUUUUUUUUUUUUUUUUGCUGUGUGGACUGUCUUUUUGGUUUAUUGGAUUAUACCUCCUGCAUAACGACUCUCUAUUUGCCUGCCGGUUUGGAUUGUUUGCUUGUGUUCUAAUAAACUUCCAGCACAUGGAUCCUAACAGUCUCCAUGGCCAGUUCAUUACUCAACCAUCACUCAACCUGAACCGUCUUUAAGAACGUGAUCCGACUGAACAUUUAAGUGUUUUGGAAAUAUUUAAUCAGAACUCAUGCUGAAAUAUAAUUAGAUAAAAUAUUGAAUUAUACUUCUGUCUAAUUUUAUAUGGUUUUAAUGUCCGUAGAGAAUUGGGAGUCUCCAGAGUGUGCAUAAUGUUCAUUCAGAGGUAAAACGUUACAUCUGUUAGACAGGAAAGAGUAUUUUGUUUUCCUCGACUCGAUCUGCAUGCAAUAUUUCACAGGCUUGGAUAUGAGAUGGAUGAGGAAGUCUGUUAUGUAAUUGUAGUUCAUAAAACUUUUCCCUGUUUAUAAAAUCCAACUGAUCAUUGGAUUUGUUUACAGUAUGGAAUAAAAAUUGCGUAUUACAGAGACUGAAUUUUAGUUAGUAUUCUGUUUCAAUUCUGCUUCGCUUGAGACACACAUCUUCAAAAAGGCUUAAAGAAAAUGAUUGCACCACGUUGUGCAGCUGCUAUUCUGAGAGAUCAGACUUACUACUUUCACCUGGCAGAUGAUAAAACAGUAAAACAAAUCCCAUAGAGCUACAUUGAAGGAGGGACUCAAGUCAUAUCUAGAGACCAA
This is a messenger RNA of Myxocyprinus asiaticus (Chinese sucker), 2023 nucleotides long. RefSeq lists its product as uncharacterized. Gene Ontology annotation, biological process: DNA integration. The record is from RefSeq and is a predicted model, not a curated record. NCBI's taxonomy places the organism in Eukaryota, Metazoa, Chordata, Actinopteri, Cypriniformes, Catostomidae. The coding region runs from base 222 to 971 and encodes 249 amino acids. Gene Ontology annotation, molecular function: nucleic acid binding. The transcript is spliced from 2 exons.